UAUGUUGUUGGGUAACAGAAAAGUAGAAUAGAGUUUUCCAUUACUCAUCCACCAUUCAUAAUCAUCAUCACAAUUCUAUGACCUCUCAAACCCAUUUCAAUGACUACUUUCUCUCCCUUCUCAAAUUCCCUUUCCUCCACACCUUUCAACAACUCCAUUUUCUUUAAACCAAACACCAAACAAUUCGUUUUUUCCAAACACACACUCUUGCACUUCAACUCACGAAUAAUUGCAUGCUCUUCUUCACAGGAUGCAGGCAACAAUGAAAUCACACCAAACAACUUUUGCAUUAUUGAGGGGCCAGAGACGGUUCAGGAUUUUGUUCAGAUGCAGCUGCAGGAAAUUCAAGACAACAUAAAAAGCAGGCGCAACAAAAUCUUUCUUCUCAUGGAAGAGGUAAGGAGAUUGCGUGUGCAACAGCGUUUAAGAAGUAUACAAAGAGCUUUUAGUGAAGAGGAGGACGCAAAUGAGAUGCCAGAAAUUCCAUCAUCUAUUCCUUUUCUUCCUCAUGUGACACCCAACAUUUUGAAGAAACUCUAUCUUACAGGCGCAUCAUUCAUAUCUGCAAUAAUUGUAUUUGGCGGGCUUAUUGCACCAACGCUGGAGCUGAAAUUGGGAAUAGGUGGUACCUCAUAUGAAGAUUUCAUAAGAAGCUUGCAUUUGCCUUUGCAACUAAGUCAGGUCGAUCCAAUUGUUGCAUCGUUUUCAGGUGGAGCAGUUGGCGUGAUUUCAGUACUGAUGUUAAUUGAGGCCAAUAAUGUUGAGCAACAAGAGAAAACAAGGUGCAAGUAUUGCCUUGGAACUGGUUACUUGGCCUGCGCUCGGUGUUCCACAAGUGGUGUAUGUUUGAACAUUGAUCCGAUUUCGGUAUCUGGUACUUCUGUUAGACCCCUGCAAGUUCCUACAACCAGAAGGUGUCCAAAUUGCUCUGGUGCUGGAAAGGUUAUGUGUCCAACCUGCCUUUGCACUGGGAUGAAGAUGGCAAGUGAACAUGACCUAAGAAUUGAUCCAUUUGACUAAUUUUUUUUACAUGAUUUGGGAAUUUGUAUUUUAGUUGCAAUGAAUGUAUUUGAAAGUCCACCCCCAAAUUUAGCAUUAAUUUCUUUUUAAACAAAUUGUAUGAAUAAGGAUUUAGGGUAAAAUAUGCCAUAAUUUUUUUGUCCUAAUUUCAUAUUUACUGAAUAGACCGCAAGAACUUUUAAUACAGUGUUUAAGGUGGGGUGGAUCUGUGCAAGUUAUUGGAAAUUUCUCCUUUUACUUUUA
Messenger RNA from Cicer arietinum (chickpea), 1263 nucleotides. Its product is annotated as protein ORANGE-LIKE, chloroplastic. Lineage: Eukaryota; Viridiplantae; Streptophyta; Magnoliopsida; Fabales; Fabaceae. The record is from RefSeq and is a predicted model, not a curated record. Gene Ontology annotation, cellular component: chloroplast membrane.